Molecule: messenger RNA, 1560 nt
Organism: Solanum pennellii
Lineage: Eukaryota; Viridiplantae; Streptophyta; Magnoliopsida; Solanales; Solanaceae
Exons: 1
Coding region: 581-1489 (302 amino acids)
Biological process (GO): root development; shoot system development
Source: RefSeq, a predicted model, not a curated record
AAUUAAAAUAAUUUUCUUCAUUAUUCUUAAUCUCAACUAUAAGCAGAUGAUUUAUUUAUAUAAUCAUGUUGAUGAUUGUCUCCUUCAAAGUAUUGAAGAGUUCCACUCGUCCAGCUAAGACAAUCUCAGAAAGCCAUGUUCUUCCAGACAAAGUACUAAAAGAAAAAAAUAUAUAUAUGAAAAACCUAACAAAUGAAAGAGGAAGAUGGUUCAACUGGCCAAUGCCCAAAACGAAAGACGAGUUAAUAUCUCAAAAUAAAAAUAAUAGUGGCGAUUAGAUGUUUUCGAUUCAUGACUAAACUGAAGCUCUUUGAACCAAGAGUAACAUCAACAAGCCACGUAUAUGCUGAGGCAUCUUUCAUCCACUUUGAAGCAAUAAGGUAACGCCAAGGUGCAACCUGUGAGAAGACAAAAUCAUUACAAAAUUCACUAAUGACUAAAGUUCUUUUAUAUUUUGAAGCAUAAUAAGCUCACCGAACUCUUAAGUAAUGCCCACACCUCGUCACAUGGCAAUCUUAACGCCAUAUUAGCGAAUUAUUCUGUAUCUUGUCGCUUUCUGUGAAGUUUUGGUAUAAAUAAGAUGAGUUUUGAAGGGUCUUUCUUCAUCCCCAAAGAAAAACAGAGGAAAAAAAUGGCAACUUAUUCAUCAAAAUCCAAUAAGAGAUCCAUCAGUUUGCCAAGCAGAUUACAUCCAGCUACACAGAAUAUUGAAGAGGAGCUUAACAAGCUUAAAACUUGGGAAUUCUCUGCUUCACCAACUGCAGAAGCUGUUUACAGUGGUCUAAUUGGUUUGGGGGAGGUGCAUAAGUGCAUGAUUGAUCUUUUAAACUUGCCCCUCACACUUCAAUCCCUUUCUCAGUGUCAAAACAAGAAAUGGGUCGAUGAAAUCUUGGAUAAAUCUGUGAGAUUUCUUGAUAUUUGUGGCACUACAAGGGAGAUCACAUCACAAUUUAAGGAAAAUGUUAAAGAUGUUCAGUCUACAUUGAGGAGGAGAAAAGGAGAUUUGAGCAUCAACAACUACACCACAUUCAGGAAGAAGAUGAAAAAAGAAGCCAAAAGUUUAAUUACCGCUUUGAAAAGAAUGGAUCAUGAGGAAAUAGUUUAUGCAAUGGAAGUUGAUGAUCAACUUGUCUCAGCUGUUAUCAGAGUCCUAAGAGAAGUUGCCACGAUGGGAACUUCAGUUUUGCAAAUGUUGUUAAAUUAUUUGUCAGCCUCAAAUUCUAAGCCAAUUAGCAAAUGGUCUUUGGUUUCAAGAUUAGUGAACAAAGGUGGAGAUCAAGACAAUGUGAAUGAGAUAGAAAGUGUUGAUGCUGCAUUAAGCAGCCUUUCCAAGUGUGGUCCUAAUGAAAUGGAGAAGAUCCAAUUUGUGCAAAGCAAAUUGGAAAGAGUGGCAGCCCAUUUUGAAUGCAUUGAAAAUGGUCUUGACAACAUCUUUAGAUGCUUAAUUAGAUCAAGAAGCACACUAUUAAAUGUUGUCUCUUGCCAAUGAAAAUACAAUACUACUAUUGUCAUGUAUUGCAUCGCAUAAGCAUAUCCAAAUAUUUGUAGGAUAUGCUUGUG